Molecule: messenger RNA, 1433 nt
Organism: Dermacentor albipictus
Lineage: Eukaryota; Metazoa; Arthropoda; Arachnida; Ixodida; Ixodidae
Product: ribonuclease H1-like
Biological process (GO): DNA replication, removal of RNA primer
Molecular function (GO): RNA-DNA hybrid ribonuclease activity; nucleic acid binding; magnesium ion binding
Source: RefSeq, a predicted model, not a curated record
UAUUGUACAUCUCAGGCUGAGUUAUGCUUGAAGAACAGAAGAAGAAAAAGCUUAACCGCUUUGUUACGAUUUUGUUUCCACACAAAUGUUGCAACAUAUGCGACUGAUAUGUGAUAAUUGUAUAAUAGUGUUUUUACGCUUUCAAAUGAGUUUUUUGCAACAACAUAUUAGUACUUUAUUCAUUCACAUUUUAUCGCUUUCUUGACUACAGCCUACCUCAGCCUGCCAGUGCAGACGAUAUUUUUGUUUUGCGAGGGAAACAACGGAACUGCCGUACUUUCGAGAAAGCUCGUUACAGCGACGCCAGCAUACUGUUUUGACAAGCUUAAGAAUUACUCACAGGAUAGCUACACUUCUUGUUAGCUUGUCACUUUCGUCUACUGUCUCGUUUUUUUUAAAAAUCGGUGCAUCACGGUAACGUUGGUUCGUCAGUUGGUGGGCGCACGGUGCGUUUUAGUGAACGGAAACACCGAAGCACCCCGACGCUCGUUUGGCUUGGUUUGUUGACAAAUACCAGGCGGGCGCAAGUCUUCGUCCAGUGAGCACGAAAUUUGCAUGGUAUUUCGGCGCUUACUUACCUUGGCAUUGGGCUUGAUGCCGAAGAAAGGCCAGUUCUACUAUGCCGUCCGCAAUGGACGUCAGAAAGGCGUAUUUUUGACAUGGCCGGAGUGCGAGAGUCAGGUCAAGGGUUACCCUCGACCGGUAUACAAAAAAUUCAGCACUGAGCAGGAAGCUUGGGCCUUUGUCAACAACGAUCCAAAUGGAGAGGUAACCCUCAGUGGAUCAGGUGCCUUUGGGGUAAGCUGCCACUCUGUCGGCAAAGCGUUACAGGGACGCAAGCGCAAGCAUGGAUCCGACCCCGUGGAGGAGCAAAGAGCCCAGCGCUUCUGCCCAGAUGCCAAUGAACCGAGUGACAUGCUACACGUCUACACGGAUGGGGCAUGCUCACACAAUGGCGGCAUCAAUGGUACACCAAAAGCAGCCAUAGGCGUCUACUGGGGACUCAACCAUCCAAUGAACAUCAGUGAGAGGAUUCCGGGCCGGCAAACAAACAACCGUGCCGAAAUUCAUGCUGCUGUUCGUGCAUUGCAGCAAGUGCGCAGUGUUGGUGGGCGCAAUGUGACCAUCUACACGGACAGCUCCUUUCUCAUCAACAGUGUCACUAAAUGGAUGGAUGGCUGGAUCAAGAAGGGCUGGAGGCUGUCUGACGGCCAGGCUGUCAAGAACAAGGAGGACUUCCUGGAGUUACUCAAGGCAGCAGAGGGACUCCGCGUCAAGUGGGUGCAUGUCCGAGGCCAUUCUGGUGUGCCAGGCAACGAGCAGGCUGACCGUUUGGCCGUGGCUGCACUUGACCUACCGCUGCCACCUGGAUGACCACUGCUUCAGUUGCCUGUUUCUCACAUUAAACGUAAUUUCUUUUGUGCGCUAGGAAA